Neocloeon triangulifer is the source of this 477-nucleotide messenger RNA. RefSeq lists its product as uncharacterized. The transcript is spliced from 2 exons. NCBI's taxonomy places the organism in Eukaryota, Metazoa, Arthropoda, Insecta, Ephemeroptera, Baetidae. The record is from RefSeq and is a predicted model, not a curated record. The coding region runs from base 31 to 348 and encodes 105 amino acids.
UUGUCUGCAACUGCAACUCAAAUCCCCCUGAUGGCUCGUCUUGCUCUUUUUGCCCUCGUCGUCUGCGCCGUCGUCCUCCAGGCCCACGCCGGAGGAUGGCCCAGCACCUACUCGUAUGGCUGGCCGUCUUACUACAGCGGCUGGACUCCUUCGUACUACUCAAGCGGCUGGGCUCCCAAGGUCUACUCAAGCGGCUGGGCUCCCAAGGUCUACUCAAGCGGCUGGGCUCCCAAGGUUUACUCGAGCGGCUGGGCGCCCAAGACCUACGUCAUCAAGACCUCUUACUACCCCUCUCCCUUGGAAAGGAUCAUCGGUCUCAAGAAGUCUCUCCUCCACGGAGGAUGGUAAUUGAUUUGUGCUCAAAACUGUAUUUGUGGAAAUAUACGUGUUAUAAAUACUUUUUUUAUAUAGUUUUGUAAAGAAUUUCGCAAAAUAAAUAUCUGCUCCAAGCAAAAAGUACGUUUAUUUUAAGAUGCG